AUGCCACGCCGCUCAAAAAACAGCACGGACGGCGCCGUUUUCACUUAUCAUGAACGUCUCAAGAUGGACCACGGCUCUCUCCAUCGCCGCCUUCCCGGUGACGCCAUGAAGCCCUGGGACCGCUGCGCCCUGGGUCUCUCCCGCCCGAAGGACCCCGUCGUAACGCCCGACGGCGUACUCUACGAGCGUGAGGCAAUCCUCCGCGAUUUGCUACGACAGCGCGACGAGGCGCGCCAGGCCCAGGCCGAGGCGACGAGACAGCGCGAGCAGAAGGAGGGGGAAGAGCUGGCCAGGAAGAGAGAGGCGGACAGAGCGGAUAUUGAAAGGUUUGAAGAGGCGCAGAGGGAGGUCGUUCGUGGGGAAGGACGUCCUGCUGCGGCUAGCGAUGAAGGGAAACAAAAGAGGAAAGCGAUUAAUGCUGACUCCAAUUUUUGGGUGCCGAACAUUCCCGUGCGUUUACCUGCGUCGCAUGAGCAGCUUCGCGCCAGUAAGAAGAGGGCUCGCAUAUCUUUAAAGACUAAAUGUCCGAUCUCGAAGAAGCCGUUGCGCUCUAAGGAUUUAAUCUCGCUCAGGCUGACGCCCAACGUUGUUGGCAGAGAGGACGGAAAGGAAGACAAGCCCAAUCACGCGGAUAAAUACAUGUGUCCCGUAUGUCAAGCGGUACUCGUCAACGCUGUGAAGCCUAUUGCGUUACGCACAGGGUCGGUGUUGUGUUCGCGUUGCGUGUCCCAGUUCGUCAUCAAGGAAGGGAAAGAUCCUUGCACCUCAGAUAACAUUCAUGUCGACACGGAUAUAAUUCCCAUUUUCAAUGUGGGGACCGCAUAUGCUGCGAGCGCCGGUGACGACCCCUCCUCGCUUGAAGCCUCUGUCUAUAGGCCGUCUGCGACUUGA
Molecule: messenger RNA, 891 nt
Organism: Chondrus crispus (carragheen)
Lineage: Eukaryota; Rhodophyta; Florideophyceae; Gigartinales; Gigartinaceae
Product: PREDICTED: nitric oxide synthase-interacting protein-like
Exons: 1
Coding region: 1-891 (296 amino acids)
Cellular component (GO): nucleus
Molecular function (GO): ubiquitin protein ligase activity
Source: RefSeq, a predicted model, not a curated record